Molecule: messenger RNA, 1224 nt
Organism: Serpula lacrymans var. lacrymans S7.9
Lineage: Eukaryota; Fungi; Basidiomycota; Agaricomycetes; Boletales; Serpulaceae
Exons: 7
Coding region: 75-878 (267 amino acids)
Source: RefSeq, a predicted model, not a curated record
GACGUUUGCCCCGAGACCACAGCGCAAACACUGGCAUUCGUCGUUGUCAAUAUCUUAACGAAAACCACUGCAAAAUGGCGGUUAUCAAUGGCAGCACAGAACAAGGCCUCCUCGACAUACUCGAUGUCAUCAUGGAGCUGUCGGAUCAGCUAACACAACAUCGGUCAGAGUCCAUUGCGUUGCAUAGCAUGGCCGGCGCAGCAAAGACUCAGGCUGUUCAUUCGCAGACGGGCUUUGUUUUGAGGAGGUUUAAUUUAGACAAAUCCAAAGAGGCAUAUGAGAGCGAGCUCGAAUGCAUGAACGCGUCUCUCUCUGCCGAGAACCACGACCUCCAACACGAUAACAAGCAACUAAACUCGCUGAUCAAAGAAUAUGAGCAAACACUGGAGAAUGUGAUGAGCGCAUUCCGUAAUCGAGCUCGGGAUGUGCAAGAGCACGAACUAGCCUUGAUUCGUGACUAUGAAUCUAAACUACUUUCACGCGAGUUUGAAGAUGCCACUCGGGACCUUGGCGUCAGUACGUCACAGUCAGAAUCGUUGGCGCGGCUGUCAACAUCGCUACGUCAACUGAUGCGAUCGUUAAAUGGCGAGGAGGCACGGCCCAUAAUUGAAGAAGCUGAGAAUAGCGUGGAGCCAGUGCCAGAAGAUGAUUUCGCGCUGGAGCGUGAGUGCGAACUCGCGAGGCUCGAGAAGGAGAACCAGGUACUGCGACGUAUGCUGGGCGAGGAUGUGCAGGACGCGUUCCAUUAUGAAGCCAAACAGAUCGAGCUCCCGAAGAUGACGCCUAGCGUGGCUGGUAAGAAGAAGGGUAUGCUGGGCGGAGCUCCGGGAACUGUUGGGCCGUUUGGAACCUAUAAGAGGUUGCAUCCGGCGACUUGAUGAAAGACGAUUGUCGGGGUUGCGCUGUUGAUGUGAUUCCAUCAUCUUGGAUACGACCCAUCAUGAUGGAGACUUUUUCUUUUUGAAGUAUAUUUAUUCGCUAUCGGUGUAUGCUGCUUACAAGUGUUCCGUCCGGCGCUGUUCCAGUGCUCGUGGCCUUGUGGUAUUGCUCACACUGUUCGUAUUCUAUGGUCCGCGGAUAUUCAUUAAUGGCAGUAUUGCACACUUUGCAUCAACCAUCAUUCUGAUGGAAGACUAUCAUAAAGCGACUAUGUAUAGGUGCAGGAAGGAUGAAAGAUUGAAGCUAUGAAGAUGUCCCUGACGACUGGAGGCGCAUGCAGUAGCC